UUCGUACCCCAGCCGUCCGGAGCCACUUCUUAUUUUUGCUGGACUGUCUGUUUCAGCAACGCAUCCUUCUCUGCCGGCUCUGUGUAAUUUCAACAGUACGAACUUCCUUUAGAGUCCUUGCGUUUUUCACUCCGUCUCAGCGGAAGUUGCCUGAAGUUGGGGGCGGGGGUGCAAUAUGGGAUGAGAGAAAGUGCGGAGGAGCUCGGGGUGGGGGGGAGCCGCAGACGCAGAUCCAGGACCGCGUCGUGCGCUUCACGCUGGCCCGGAGGAAGCGGAGCCCGGUCGGCUGGCUGAUCGCCUUUGAAAGAUGCAUACAAGCGUCGGCACAUGGAUCUCGGAUCACGGACGCAAGCUGGAUAUUCUAAAUACAAUCACCCUGGAUCAUGCAUGUCCAAGCUUUCGGAAAACAGCGGAUAUAAAGCUUGCGCUCACAGCCCUUUUUGUGGUUUAAUAGCCUGCGUCCAUUUCCGAGCGUAAGUCCGGCGGCUUUUGUGACUCUCUACCCCGGCUCCGUAAAUCAUGUCCCCCGGUGCAGACUGUGUGUUAAGGCUCUACCAGCAACAACUAAAAGGGGAUCCGGACGCUAUAAGUAAAUGUUAUUUAUAGUUUUAAUAAAAUAAAGCUUGAUUAAGCUUUAGAUACGCGUGUUUUGGGAUGAGGUGGAAUACAGCACGGGUUAAGAAAAACUUCCUUUGGAUACGUUUUGAAUGACUGCUAAAGAAAACUGUAGAGAAAAGGGAGAAAAUUAAAAGGGGGGAAAAAAUCUGUUUUUUGGAUCAUGGCUGUAGAGUGCAUGGGGCGGACUGUGGUUUUAUUGCCAUUCCUGGCACUGGGGGCUGCCUUCUCAGGUGUUUUUAAUGGGACAGACAAAGAUGUUUUUAAUGAUGAUUUUGAGCAGUUCAGGCUCAAAACGAUUGGUGUCACAGAACAGUGGAAGCUCGUGGCAGACGACCUCCACCCCAGCUUGUUCUUUGACCGGGCGGAUGUACAGUUACUCCGGCAGCGCUCCACCACCACCCACAACCACAUUUUUAGAGUGAUUCGCUCAGCGGUCAUCACCAUGCUGUCUAACCCUGCCCUGUAUCUGCCCCCGGUUAAGCACAAGGAGUUCACCAGCAAGUGGAACGAGAUCUACGGGAACAAUCUGGCUCCACUGGCUCUGUACUGCCUGCUCUGCCCAGAGGAUGGCGCCGCCCAGCAGUUCCUGCUCAAGUUCAUGGACAGGAUGGCCGAGUACCCAGACUGGAGUGUGACAAGCGCUCCGAAUGAUGAGGUUCCGGUGGCACACUCCCUCACGGGCUUUGCCACAGCCUAUGACUUCAUAUACUCCACCUUGGACAGGCAGCAACGGGACCGAUACUUGAAGAAGAUCCGUAGUGUGACUGAAGAGCUCUAUGAACUGUCCAAGUAUAGGGGCUGGGGGAAGCAGUUCCUACAGAAUCAUCAGACCACUAAUAUUUUAGCCGUACUGAUUGGCUCUAUUGUGGCUGGCGAGCACAACGAUCCAGAGACCAUGAUCUGGAAGCAGGUCUGUGUGAAUUACAUGGAGAAGACCAUGUUCCUUCUGAACCAUGUUGUGGAUGGGUCCCUGGAUGAAGGUGUGGCCUAUGGAAGCUACACUGCUAAGUCCAUCACACAGUAUGUGUUUCUGGCCCAGCGCCACUUCAACAUCGACAACACUCAGAACAAUUGGCUCCGUGCACACUACUGGUUCUACUAUGCCACCCUUCUGCCAGGCUUUCAGAGGACGGUGGGCAUUGCGGAUUCUAACUACAACUGGUUCUAUGGGCCAGAGAGCCAGCUGGUUUUCUUGGAUGCCUUUGUCUUGCGCAACGGCACUGGGAACUGGCUUGCCCAACAGAUCAGAAAACAUCGGCCUAAAGAUGGACCCAUGGGUCAGUCAUCUGCUCAGCGCUGGACUACGCUGCACACGGAGUAUAUCUGGUAUGAUGCUUGCCUAACCCCGAGAGCGCCCCCUGGUUCUGGAAAAGCCGCAAUGCACAUUUUCUCCAACUGGGGUGUGGUGACAUAUGGUGCCGGCAUGCCUGACCUGCAGGGCAACACGUUUGUCUCCUUCAAAUCUGGGAGGCUAGGUGGCAGGGCGGUGUAUGACAUUGUCCAUGCCAAGCCCUAUUCCUGGGUUGAGGGUUGGAAUAGCUUCAACCCUGGGCAUGAGCACCCAGACCAAAACUCCUUUACUUUUGCCCCAAACGGCCAAGUAUUUGUAUCCGAGGCUCUGUAUGGACCCAAAUACAGUUACCUGAACAAUGUGCUCGUUUUCGCACCCUCCCCGACAAGCCAAUGUAACGAACCUUGGGAGGGGCAGCUGGGUGAGUGUGCCAAGUGGCUCCGCUGGGCAGAUGGCGAAGUAGGUGACAUGGCUGGCGAGGUCAUAGCUGCCUCCGCGCACCAGGAUGCCAUGUUUGUGAGUGGGGAGGCGGCGUCAGCAUAUUCCUCGGCUAUGAAGCUCAAAAGUGUGUACCGGGCCCUCGUUCUGCUCAACUCGCAGACCUUACUGGUGGUGGACCAUGUGGAGAAGUCGGAAGACUCUCCUCUGAAUAUGCUAAGUGCCUUUUUUCACAACCUGGACAUAGAUUUCAAGUACGUCCCUCAUAGAUUCAAUGACAAGUUCAACGGGGCCCUGAUGGAUGUGUGGGACGCUCAUUAUAGAAUGUUUUGGUUGGACAGUCAGGGCGCCAGUCCAGCCGGAAGGAUACAGGAAGCCGAGCAGGCGGCGGAAUUUAAGAAACGAUGGACGCAGUUUGUAAAUGUGACGUUCCCCAUGAGCCGUGCAGUUACUAGGGUUGCGUACGUGAUGUAUGGUCCGUACGUCAAAGUUACGAACUGCAGGUUUAUAGACGACAGCAAAAAUGGCUUGACACUGUCUCUGACAGUUAACGACACAGAGAAUAUAGUAUCCAUCGUAACAAACUAUAAAGAUUUAAGUGCCAGGUUGAACUACUUAGGUUUUGGGGGUUAUGCAAAGGCAGAGGAUGGAAAGCGUGUCAUCCGUUUUGGUGUGGGAACUCAGCUCGUAGCUAAACAGAGCCGAGUGGAUCAUGCAGUGUUUAGCUUUGGCUUUAUAGUUACUGUAGUUGUGGGAGUGACACUGUGUAUUGCCAUCGGGUUUUUGGCUUUGCAGAGAAAGUUUUAUAUCUGUUUCAGCAAGCUGAUGCGAUACACCCUGCUAUCAGUGCUCCUGCUGUGGGUUAUCGAGCUUCUCUUUGUUUCUAAUACUUGCGAUCAGCUCCUCUGCAGUGUCAGAUGGAAGGGUGUCUCUGGAUCAGACCCACCGGGGAGACUCGCAGACCAGCAGCCGCUUCUUCUCCCCACUGUCGUCAUAACAACACUGCCGGGCUCUGGGGCAGAAAUCCUUAAGUACCUUUUUUACAACAGCUCCGACUUCUUCUACAUCAGCAUCCCCACGGAGCACGUCGACAUCCCAGAGAGCGAGUUCGAAUUUGACUCCCUGGUGGACGCCUGUGAGUGGUCGGGGUCUGAUGCUCAGGAUGGACAGUUUAAGGUUCUCCAGGGCUGGUUCCACUCGCUGGUCCACAGCACCAAGCUGCAUCUUCAGAACAUCCAGCUGCAUGAGGCGAGCGGCCGGUUUGCGCAGGCAAGUGGGUUCUCAAAAGACAGGAGGAUGAGAGUGAGCAGGAAGGACUCGCCCGCAGGAUUCAGGGCUCUGGAGAAGGAUGCAGAAUACAUUCGGGAGCUGUGGCGGCACGUGGGCCGUUAUCCGAGCGCCCGCGCAGUCCUCAACCUGAAGAGUGGAAGCUGGUCCCUGAAGUUGCCCUUCGUCCAUGAGGUGAUUGGGCCAUCACUGCGGGUUGUAUACGUGGUGAGGGACCCACGAGCCUGGAUUUAUCUCAUGCUCUAUAACAGCAAGCCCAGCCUGUACACACUCAAGAACAUCCCGCAGCACCUUAGCCUUGUCUUUCACGAGGAUCGUGGCGGGGAGAGGUGCACGGGCUUUGCCCCGGAGUUCCGGCUUCUGCGGGAGCUCGUCUCCCGCGCGGAGAGCAACCCUGUCCUGCUUCUGGCUCACCUAUGGCUGGCCCACACCGCCGCCACGCUCAGGGUUGUCGGCAGCCUGCCCGCCAACGCUCAUCUGCAGGUCAGGUUCGAGGACGUCGUGCAGUUCCCCGAGGAGACGGCGGGCAGGAUACACACUUUCCUGGAGGUGCCCGUCGCUCCGGCAGCCUUAAACCAGCUCAUGUUCACCACCUCCACCAAUCUGUUCAGCCUGAUGUAUGAGGGAGAUGUGUCUCCAGGCAGCAUCGGCAUGUGGAGGCAGAAGAUGCCUCGCGAUGACAUCCGGCGUAUAGACAGUAUAUGCUGGGUGGUGAUGAAGCGUUUGGGAUAUGCGCGGUUCACAGAUUAAUGCUGCAGGUCAGCAGAGCUUCACUCACUCUUUUGCACUAACAGGGGGAUCCUGUUGAAUUUGUACUCAAGUGUAACCGUGGAGUCAUAGGGCACUGAAUCAGAAGCUUAGGAUGGUAGUUGGUUUUGUUCUUUGUGCGCUUUGUGGCUUGCGCAGAUUAAGAAAUGUUUUAUAUUAAAAUGUCAAACAAUCUUUACGUAAUAUCUUCCUGGCCACAAUGCCGCCUAAACAUCCAUUUCAGUGUGAUGUCUAGGAGUUAGGAGUCCUACACAUGUUGUCAAUAUACAUUCCAGCUGUGUUUUUUGGAUCUUCUGUACGCCCCUGGAAAGUAAUCAUCAAAGUAAAGGUGUAUUUUCUUAUAGUCUCUGCUUAUUCGUAUUUGUUUUUAUACCAUAUAUUUUUGGGAAAAGGUAUAUGUGGUGAAACAAAAAAUAUUGAAAUGUUUACUGAAGCUUGAAUCUUUUAAGUCCGGCUGUGUUUCUUUUGCCUUGUUGUUUAUUUGGUUUCUUUGGUUCUGAUCUGUGUUUCGGGUCUCGGUGGUUACGCCUGCAGUGUGGCUUUCCUGCCCACCCCCAUGCCACACAGAACCAGAGGUGCUUUUACUUGCCUGCUCCGCCGAGUCCGUCCCGGGAUCGGAAGUGUAAUUGCUGAUUUCACACUGUUUACGUCUGGUAGCUUGACAGUGAUGAGGUACAGAUGUAGCCGCUUGAAUUUUCCCCUCCCAGCCGGCUGCCUGUCGGCUGCCAGCCAACUGCCAGCCGGCUGCCUGCCGGUUGCCUGCCAAAAGCCAGGCAAAGGGACUGACCCCCGUCCUUCUGGGGGUGUGCCUAAAUUCUCAUCUAAACCCGCCCAUUUAUUCACUUUCAGGGUGUUACCAUGAGAUAGCGCUUUCUUUACAAAAACACAUUUUAGUUGUGGUCACAAGUUUACAUACAACAGGUAUCAACCAGAAUCUUUUGGUAGCCAUUAGUAAGCCUCUGGCAUAAUUCUGGCUGAAUUUUUGACCACUCUUCUUUGCAGAAUUUCUAGUUCAUUUAAACUAGUUGGGUUCCAGGCACAGACCUGGCUUUUCAGCAUAACCCACAACUGUUUAGAAGCUUGACAUCCUGAUCAGGAGUGACAAUUUAUGUAAAAACAUAAAAACAUAAGAAAUUUAUAAACGAGGCCAUUCAGCCCAUCAAGCUCAUUUGAGGAGAACUGUAAUAGCUCAGCAACUAAUAGCUAACUAAUUUGUUGUUUUAAUAUUCAUUUAUUGUAUUGUAUUAUUCCUGUAAUAUAAUGUGAUUGCACAUUUUAUACUUCAACGUUUAAUCUGUUGCAUGUUAUAAACUGUGAAAAGGCUAGUAUUGUGUUUCUUACAGUUUUUUUUCCAAUUGCUAAGACAGUACCAUAGAUUCUACUCUGUCUCUUCACAUACAUGAUCCAUCCUUGGCAUUGCUCUGGAGAAAUAUCUUGGCAUACAGCAUUCAUUGUUUGAUCUUGUGUCAAUUAACACAAUUUGUUUAUUUUAUGUGUUUUUUACAAUCUAUUUUAGAAAGGAUCUUGAUAGUAAUUUAGUAAAAUGAUAUAUUUUGGUUUUGACUAUUUUACUAGCAGUUUUAGGGUCAGUAUGUACUUAUGUGCAAAAUGGCCUCUGAUAAAUUAAUUGAAGAAUAAAUUUUGAAGAAUUUAGUUAUUGAUUGCAUUUUGUAUGAAAGCAAAGCAAAAUGCUUAACAGUUUAGCCCACAUAAGCUAAUGUUGUGGUGACUCUAUGAAAAGUUUUGAGAAAGCAACUUCAGUAUUGCAGUAUCUGUCUUAGCAAUUGAAAAAACCUGUAAAAUUCACACUGCCUUUGCAAACUGAUUGGUGUGAGGAGCAGUGACAGACAUUCCAGACUGAUGGGCCAUUGACAGUAUGCAAAGGUGUGGUGACUCCAAUCACUUCAGAGUUGUAACACUUUAUACUCAAACCUCAUACAAUUCUUUGAAUGUCUCAUUCACCUUUGUGUAGCCAGCCCCUAUGUCUAUAAGCUUCAGAGCUCAAAAGUCUUGGCUAGAAAUGUUUAUAAUGUGAUUUUUUUUUUUUACAAUUUCUCAGCACCACUGAAAAUAGGUUUUUGAAAAGUUUGUUUAACUAGAACCAAGGCUGCACAAAUUUGCACGGGCCUUCAGCCCAUUGUCCUCCUGCCUCUGUUGUGCAAACACACUGUUGAACCCUGGCACAUUUGCAUUUACUCAGACUGCUAGCUCAACAGGUGAGUAGUGUGUUUGCACAACAAAGGCAGGAGGACAAUUGAGUUGAAGGCCCGUGCAAAUCAGUGCUGGCUUAGUAGUUCACAUUCACAUGUCAUUGUGACUGCCCUGACCCCCCUCUGUGAAUGUGCCGCCAAGUCACUUCUGCUUUCAUAAUCCCCCUGGUGGAUGGAUAAAUCAUUGCAAGUACUUUACACACAGAGAGGUAAGGGGCGGAUCAUGCCGGCCUACUUGUUCAUUACAUCAUAGUGGGGGAUCUCAUUACAGUCAAGGUCCCACCCAGAACCCAGCAGGGGCCAGCCAAGGACCAGCCAAGGUCCCAUCAUGGAAACUGGGGAAAAUUCAAGCGGCUACAUCCGUAUGUGUAUCUUUCAUGUUUUUGUAAAUUUUACCCUAAUCUGCUUUUCUGAUCUUUUCAUUUUGAUCAAAUCCCUUUUUAGGUACUAAAUAAAUUGUGCGUUUUCCCCCUUCAUUAAACUGUAAGACGCAUGGUAAAAUCUCAUAUAUACUGUGUGGGAUCUUCGAUAUGAAUGGUGCCCCAGGAGAUUUAAGAUAAUGGAGAUACUCUUCAAAAGUUCAUUAGCAGGUAAUUUGAGGCUUGAGAGAUUCCUGCGAAGCUUCUUUAUAUCUGAGCCGGUCCUCUCUAACUCUAACUGUAGUUAGUUUAGUUCUGUAUUGCAGUCAGAGCCUUUGUGGAUGUGGCUGUAUCUGCCUUUGUGUUUUCUGUAUAACCUUCCAGUCAUGUGAGGCUGUCCAGUGCACAGUGAGCUCUGCACCAACUCCCCCCACGCUGUCCCACCCCUUGUGUUACCUCCCCGCCCCCAACAUGUGCUGUUUCUUCACUGUAAACGUAACCAAAUCCGGGGGACAUAUUUUCACGUCUGCCUCGCUCAUGGCCGGAGCCGCCGAGAGGUCGCAAGGGGAUGGACACCCUGGGAGCUGAGACCUCAGCGUUCUGGAAUGUUCUUCUGCUCCUUGUUUCCGAUAGUCGGGGCCCAUCUUGGGUGUUCCAUCGAGAGACGUUCAUCGAGGUGCCCCUUCAAUGGAGCCGAUGUCACUUUUCUCCCAGGUGGUCAGGCUCCUGUGCCGUGGAGCUAAAGUCCUGCAUUCUCUCUCUCUCUCUCUCUCUCUCUCUCCCUCCCUCCUUCUUUUUAAACAUGGGGAAAUCUGAUGUUGUGAGUGAAAGACAAUAAAAUAAUGUAUACAUUUACUGAGA
This is a messenger RNA of Brienomyrus brachyistius, 7832 nucleotides long. RefSeq names its product dermatan-sulfate epimerase-like protein. The record is from RefSeq and is a predicted model, not a curated record. Bases 779 to 4384 code for a protein of 1201 amino acids. NCBI's taxonomy places the organism in Eukaryota, Metazoa, Chordata, Actinopteri, Osteoglossiformes, Mormyridae. The transcript has a single exon. Gene Ontology annotation, molecular function: chondroitin-glucuronate 5-epimerase activity.